Linum trigynum is the source of this 3147-nucleotide messenger RNA. The record is from the annotation of a GenBank genome assembly. NCBI's taxonomy places the organism in Eukaryota, Viridiplantae, Streptophyta, Magnoliopsida, Malpighiales, Linaceae.
AUGGGGAUUUUUGAUGGAUUGCCAGUUCCACCUGAUAAAGAGUAUUUAAGGGACGAGCUUUUGAAAAUCGAUGAGAGUUGGGCUGUUCCUCGUUUUGACACCUUGCCUCAUGUGGUUCAUAUUCUAACAUCAAGAGAUCGUGAAAAUGAGCUCCACUAUUUGAAGGAGCAAAGAGAUAUAGUUGAGGAGGUUGUGGAUGAAGUUGUGCAUGCUUAUCACAGUGGCUUCAAUAAAGCCAUCCAAAACUACUCUCAGAUUUUGAAGUUGUUCAGUGAUUCUGCUGAAAGUAUUCGCACACUGAAAAUUGAUUUGGCUGAGGCAAAGAAGCGUCUUGGUGCUCGAAACAAGCAAUUACAUCAGCUAUGGUCUCGAUCUGUCACACUAAGGCACAUUAUUGCAUUGUUAGAUCAAAUCGAGAGCAUAGCUAAGGUUCCAGCACAUAUUGAGAAACUCAUUGCUGAGAAACAGUUUUAUGCAGCCAUUCAAUCACUUAUUCAGUCAUCCUUGAUGCUUGAACGAGAAGGCCUUCAGACGGUUGGUGCUCUUCAAGAUGUAAAAUCUGAGUUGUCCAAGUUGAAAGGAGUUCUCUUUUUCAGAAUAGUGGAGGAUUUGCAUGCACAUCUUUACAAUAAGGGAGAACAUAGCUCAGUGGCUUCUACCAUGGAUGAAAGAGAGGAUGACCUGCCAACCAUUACUGCUGCUGCCUAUACAAUGAAUGGCUCACAAUCCUUGUCCCGAAGGACCAGGAUGAUCAAAGGAGAAAAUCAUGGACAGACAGAUGGAUCUCUCAGUUCUUCAUUUGAUGGCCAUGAUGAGGAUGGUUCUAUUGAAUUGCAUGAUGAGGCAACCUCAGAUGGACAUGCUCGAGGAAAUGGUGGUGAAGGGAUCACGAAGGAUGCUAAAGCUGGAUUACGCAAGAUACCCAGUUGGCUUUUACAUUCCACACCUGAUGAAUUCAUUGAAACCAUCAGAAAGAGUGAUGCUCCACUUCAUGUAAAGUAUUUGCAAACUCUGGUUGAGUGUCUCCGCAUGCUGGGCAAAGUAGCAGCUUCGGGUGCAAUGAUAUGCCAGAGACUGCGCCCCACUAUUCACGAUAUUAUCACUUCGAAAAUCAAAGCUUAUGCAGAACUAGCCAAUGCUUCGAAGUCUGGCAUUGGUGAGGCUGCUGAAACUGAUGAUACCGGCCUUCAGUUUAUCAAAGUGCAUGUGGAAAGCUACCAGUUAACGAAGAAGAAGCAGCAGAAUGGGAUAUCACUGGCUGGGACUUUACUGCAAGUGAGCCCUGUAUCUCCUGUUAUGGCUCCCACAGGCAAAGCGCAGACUGCUGCAAAAGAUCUCCUUGAUUCGGUUUUGGACACUGUCGUCAGAAUAUUUGAAAAUCAUGUUAUUGUUGGAGAGCUUCUGGAGUCAAAAUCAGUUCAUGGUGGUCAUUCACACCCCCAGAGUUCAUGGCAAACUAAUGCGAAUUUGAACCCGGGUGCCGGUCCUCAAGCUGGGGGAUACAGCAUGGGCUUUUCAUUGACUGUUUUACAGAGCGAGUGUCAACAACUUAUCUGUGAAAUUCUGCGAGCAACUCCAGAAGCUGCAUCAGCAGAUGCUGCUACACAGACUCUGCGACUUGGAAGCAAGGCCCCUUCCAAUGACAAUAGGAAUGGGUCAGAAGAUGGUCUUACAUUUGCCUUUCGAUUUACAGAUUCUACUAUUCCUAAUCAGGGUGUUGAUCUUGUUCGUCAGGGCUGGAAUAGGAAGGGCCCGAAUGUCCCGCAAGAAGGUUAUGGCUCUGCUGCUGUCUUGCCUGAGCAAGGCAUAUAUCUAGCCGCAUCUAUAUAUCGGCCUGUUGUGCAGUUUACAGAUAAGAUUGCUUCUAUGAUGCCACAAAAACAUUCCCAGCUUGGGAAUGAUGGGCUUCUGGCUUUUAUGGAGAAUUUUAUCAAGGACCAUUUUCUACCAGCCAUGUUCGUGGACUACCGUAAAGCCGUACAGCAAGCUAUAUCAAGCCCAGCUGCAUUUCGCCCGCGGUCUGCAGCCGCAGCUACUUACACCCCAUCCGUUGAGAAAGGUCGGCCUGUCUUGCAGGGGCUCUUGGCAAUUGAUUUCCUGGCAAAAGAGGUGCUUGGUUGGGCUCAAGCAAUGCCUAAAUUUGCAAGUGACCUCGUGAAGAAUUUGCAAGCAUACCUGGAACGAACAUACGAAAGAUGCCGCACAUCCUACAUGGAGGCAGUUCUUGAGAAGCAAAGCUACAUGCUGAUUGGGAGGUACGAUAUAGAGAAAUUGAUGCGACGUGAUCCAGCAAGUUCAUGCUUACCUCGUUCACUUGGCCAUUCAGAGUCAACCAUGGUAAACAAUGCUUCAGAUGCAGAGUCAGUUGAGAUUGAGUCAGAACUGAGUAGCCUGCUAUUGAAUUUGCGCCCAAUCAGACAGGACAAUCUGAUUCGCGACGAUAACAAACUCAUUUUGCUUGCAUCUCUUAGUGAUUCUUUGGAGUAUGUUGCUGAUUCAAUUGAAAGGCUUGGUCAGUCCAACAUGCGUGCUGCAAAGCAAGUAGGAGAGAGAGGGAAGAAUCUGGCUUCAUUCGCGGAUGAAUAUAGGAAACUAGCAAUUGACUGUCUAAAGGUUUUACGCGUGGAGAUGCAGUUGGAGACCAUAUUCCAUUUGCAGGAAAUGACAAAUAGAGAGUACUUGGAGGACCAGGAUGCAGAAGAGCCAGAUGAUUUUAUAAUAUCUCUCACUGCACAGAUAACACGCCGGGAUGAAGAAAUGGCACCUUUUGUUGCACCAGUAAAGCGAAACUACAUAUUUGGUGGAAUAUGCAGUGUUGCUUCAAAUGCAUCUAUCAAGGUUCUUGCUGAUCUGAGGUCUAUCAACCUUUUCGGCGUUCAACAGAUUUGCCGAAAUUCAAUAGCAUUGGAGCAGGCCCUUGCAGUUAUUCCAUCAAUCAACAGUGAAUCUGUACAGCAGAAGCUGGACCGCGUCAGAACAUAUUACGAACUAUUAAACAUGCCCUUUGAGGCUUUGCUUGCUUUCAUUGCGGAGCACGAGCACUUGUUUACAGCUAAAGAAUAUGGUUAUCUGUUGAAGGUUAAGGUCCCUGGAAGAGAGGUUCCCCCUGAUGCACAACAUCGUGUUUCAGCCAUCCUAUCUCGAUAG